AGUGUGCGGCAAAGGGAGGAGGAGGAGGAAGGAGGGAGCGAGGAAGGGAGGCAGCUUUCAACAGUUGAGGAGGAGACGCGACUCAUUCAGAUUAUCUUCAAUCAUCUCGCACCUUAUUUUCUCUCCGCGACUCGUCUUCUCCGCCGUGCAACAGAUAAGCCUGGCCGCUGAUGGAUGCAAAGAGGAGCGCCUUCAAAUCGGACUGGAUUAUGGGAUUAGUGGACUGAUUAGUGGACCCCCAAAAAAAGGGAAAAAAAAGUGGCCGCUGUGGAUGCUCCUCGGCGGAGAAAGGGCAGGAACACACAAAAGGUUGCGCCGGAGAGAGAGAGCGGGGAGGAGGGGGAGAAGCGAGCCGCUGCAGCCCGGGCUCCAUGCACACUUUCCUGGAGGAGGAGAGACGAUCAGCCCCCCGUAUGCAACAGUGUGCCGCACCGGAGACAAAAGUCACAAUGAACGGUAACACGGAGCGAUGGUGCAUUUUGGAGCUUUGCAGGGUGUAGAUGUCGCAUGAGGGCAAUGCGCCGGUUUUUUCCACCUUUUCCCCUCUCUUUUUCCCAUUUAAAAAGCCACGCUCUUAACCUUCACCAUGCUUUAACCUUGGACGCAGAGGGGAAUAUUAAUACUUUAUUCUCAUCGAUUAUUCAUUGUGGGAGCCCCCCCGGAGAGGGAAAACAAAGCAUUCCGAUGUUGAAUUUGAUCUUUAAUUCAUGCACGGGGUGUCGUCGGUCGGUCAUCUUUGUUUACAGAAAGAGUUCAUCAUCGCAAAGCGGCAUGUGAGAGAGCUAAUGCCCAUUAAAGGGGGUCCACAAAUCGAUUUUCUAUCCAAUUAGUCCUGCAGCCACAGUCCUGCUUUGGAUUUAGUGCUCUAAAGGUUUUGCGGAAUAAUCAACAGGUUGAAAGUCAAGAUUUUUUUCCUCCCUUCUUUCCUGUGUGCCAGUACUGCAUAUCAAGCUGAAGGGAUGCGUCUCUCUGUUCCCAUAUUCCUUCUGCUGUGGGUUAAAGCCCUGACAUUGAAAAACCUCAGUUAUUCUGUCCCGGAGGAGCAAGGACCCGGCACAAUCAUAGGUAAUAUUGCAAAAGAUGGCAGCUACGGGACCCUGGAGAGAGGGAAAAAAUCGAACUUUAGAGUCCUGGAAAAUUCUGCACCACACCUGGUGGACGUUGACCCGGAGAGUGGACUUAUUUUCACCAAACAAAGGAUCGAUCGGGAGACCUUAUGCAGGCGGAACCCAAAGUGCCAGCUCUCCAUGGAGGUGUUUGCCAACGACAAGGAAAUAUGCAUGAUAAAGAUUGACAUACAGGACAUAAAUGACAAUUCUCCCAGUUUCCCCUCUGAUCACGUUAACAUUGAUAUCUCAGAGAAUGCAGCCGCGGGCACACGCUUCCCGCUGACUAUUGCACAUGACUUGGAUACCGGGGAGAACGGGAUAAAGACUUAUCAGGUCACCAGAGAUGAUUACAAUACAUUUUCAUUGGAUUUAAAAGUAAGGGGGGAUGGAACUAUUUAUCCAGAGCUGGUGGUUCAGAGACCUCUGGAUCGGGAGGACCAGAGCCAUCACACCCUCCUCCUCACAGCAAUUGAUGGAGGGGAAUAUCCGAGAUCAGGCUCCAUGCAAAUAAAUGUCAGGGUGACUGAUUCCAAUGACAAUAGCCCUAUUUUUGAGAAAUCCUCCUAUGUACUGGAACUCCCGGAGAAUUCCCCGCCUGGAAAAGUACUCCUUGAUUUGAACGCCACUGACCACGAUGAGGGAAGCAACGGCCAGGUGGUUUACUCCUUUACAGGAUAUGCGUCUGAGCGAAUACAAGAUUUGUUUGCUAUAGACCCCAACACUGGUGUCAUCAAGGUCCAAGGGGAAAUUGACUAUGAGCAGAAUCCAAUCAUCGAGUUUGAUGUGCAGGCGAAAGACCUUGGUCCCAACCCCAUACCGGGCCAUUGUAAAAUUACUGUCAAAGUAUUGGACAAAAAUGACAACUCGCCAAUAAUUAGUUUUGUUUCAGUGCGGCAGGGGGCAAUCAGCGAGGCGGCGCCCUCCGAAUCUGUCAUCGCCCUGGUGAGAGUGACGGAUAAAGAUUCUGGCCGAAACGGUCAGCUCCAGUGCCGCGUGCUGGGAAAUGUUCCCUUUAGACUGCAGGAGAACAAUGACAAUUUCUACACGCUGCUCACCGACAGACCUUUGGACCGGGAAUCGAAGGAUGAAUACAAUGUCACCAUUGUGGCCAGAGACAAUGGUAUCCCCUCUUUGAACUACACCAAGUCCUUCACUGUGAAAAUCUUGGACGAGAAUGACAAUGCGCCCCGCUUUACAAAGGCCCUUUAUGUGCUACAGGUGCCUGAAAAUAACAUCCCAGGGGAGUACUUAGGCUCUGUUCUGGCCCACGACCCAGACGUAGGCCGCAACGGAACGGUGACCUACUCCAUUAUGCCGUCGCACAUAGGCGACGUGUCUGUCUAUACAUACGUGUCUGUUAACCCCACCAAUGGAGCCAUAUACGCGUCACGCUCUUUUAACUACGAGCAGACUAAAUCCUUUGAGUUCAAAGUUCAGGCUAAAGAUGGAGGCUCCCCUCACAUGGAGAGCACCUCCACCGUCAGGGUCAACAUCCUUGAUGUCAACGACAAUCUCCCUGUGAUUAUUUUGCCUCUUCUGCAAAAUGAUACAGCGGAAAUCCCAGUGCCUCGAAACGUCGGUAUAGGGUACAUUGUGGCUACGGUGAAAGCGGUCGACCACGAUCACGGGGAAAGCGGACAUUUGACCUACGAGAUUACAGAGGGCAACGAAGACCACCUGUUUGAGAUGGAUCCGAUCGGGGGCGAGGUCCGAACCACCCAUGCUCUUUGGGAAGAGGUGUCACCUGUGGUGGAGUUGGUGGUUAAGGUAACGGACCACGGCAAACCGCCGUUAUCCGCCGUGGCAAAGCUGGUCAUUAAAGCAAACACGGAAACAGUGACAGGUGGUGGGGGCUCCGGCGUGAGCGGCGAGCAGCAACACUGGGACGUAUCCCUACCCCUCAUCAUUACCCUCUGCAUUAUCUCUGUCUUGCUCUUAGCAGUCAUGACCGCCAUCGCUGUCAAGUCCAAGCAUCAAGAUAAGGAGAUCGGGAAUUAUAACUGCCGCAUGCCCGAGUACUCCAAUCCUCCAACGGGGAAGGGCAAAAAGAAGCGGAUCAACAAGAGUGACAUCAUGCUGGUGCAAAGCGAGAUGGAGGAAAGAGAUUCGGCCAGCCGCAUGAACGUGGUGAGCAGCCCCUCGCUCAUCACCUCUCCCAUAUGCUUCGACUACCAGACCCCCCUGCCGCUCACGCUGCCCAGGUCCGAGGUCAUGUACCUGAAAACCACCCCCAACAGCCUGACGGUACCCAGAGCGGGCUGCCACUCCAGCUUUGCCGGGCUGAGCACCGACACUCCUGCAAACAGGAUGUCAGUCAUACAGACUGAAAACUUCCCCUCGGAGCCCAAUUAUGCUGGCAGCAGGCAGCCGUUUGUUCAAAGCUCUACAUUUAAGGAUGCAGAGCGAGCGAGCCUGCGAGACAGUGGCCAUGGUGAUAGCGACCAGGCUGAUAGUGACCAGGAUACUAAUAGAGGCUCCCAGUGUGACACGUCUGCCAGGGAGGCCCUCAAGAUGAAAGCCACAUCAGUUAAUGGGCAGCCUUUUGAGCAGGAACAAGACAAAUCAGUCCACUGCACCGACGAGUGUCGCGCACUGGGACACUCUGACAGAUGCUGGAUGCCAAAGUUACGGAUCGGAAGCCAAGCGGACAGCGCCGAUAAUCGUACCAACCUUUUCAUCCCCGUGGGAAUGGACGCCAUGGUAGAGACAGAGAUUUAUGGCACCAUCAGCCGCGGCGGCCGGAAAGCCCUCAGCACCUUCGGGAAGGAGCAGCGGGACAGCACCAUCCUCGUGGCCAACGUCAAGCCGUACUUAAAAUCGCAGCGGGCGCCGUGCCCGCCCCUGCAGGAGAGUCCGCCGGCCCCCGGAAGUCCCACGAAGAGCGGGACGGCUCUGGACUCUGAGGAGCGAGAGGUCAAGGAAGAGAGGGAGGGGGGCUCAGACAGCAGUGCCUACGGCCCGCCAGAUGGCCAGUGCUCCCCGCUGCACACCGAAUUGGAGGAGCCCUCCUACCUGACCUGCGAGCUCCGCCCUAAGGCGCUGUCCAGCAGCCUCAUUCACAGCUCCGUCAUUAGCCAGGAGUGCGGCGUGUCUGAAUACGAGACGCCAGACUCGGGGAACUGACACGGCUGACCCCGUCCAUAACACCCCCCUCCCCCCGCCCACACACACAUGCUCUUGGCCGACAAGCGUGUAAUUGGGGCGGAUUGUUUUUCUUUUGUUGUUGUUUCUUUGGGGUCCGAACAUUGUAUAACCAAAAAUCAUCUGCUUUGUGUGUUUCUUUGUUGUUUUUUUUUGUUCAUUCAGUGACUUGAAGGGAUGGGCUUUUCAUUUUUGACAACUACGGGAAAAAUGAAGGGUCGAUUAAUUAAAAAUUGAUUCUGUUUCAGUAUUGGCAUCUCUCACUGAAUGUUCUGAACUCCUGUUUCCAUGUCCGUGUUGUAUUAAGCUGAAUAACUCGUGCCUGUAGCUCAACGUCCCAAAUCAUUGAUUUUCAUUUUGUAUCUUGAGGGGGCCUUUGGGAUGUUCAUUUUUCAUAACAUUGCACAUUUUCCAAUGUGAUCCACUUGAAUUUAUAUCGCACAUUUAACGACCAAAACUAAAAUACAGCUCCAAUAGGUUCAUUGUGUAUUAUUUGUAUUAAAGGGUAGGUAUAAUAAUUGAAGUUUUAAAUCCAUAAGAUGACAAAAAAGUUGACCUUUAAUGUAUAAAAUAUGGAGUUUUAGAACUAUACUUAUACUUUUCUAAAAACUCAAACACACUUUACAGUAAGCAGAAUUAAUACAAUAGAAAAGGGAAUGCAUAUAGAAAAUUCAGUCAUUCACCUAAAAACAGAAAAAACUAAGCAUUGAAUAAAAUACACAUUUUUCAGAUAAAACAUAGAAUACAAUUGUAGGUUUAAAGUAAAAUGUAUCAGGUAAAAAAAACCUAAACUAUUAUAUCUAAAAUGGAAUAAUAGAAAAUAAACAUAUACACUGGAAUUAAUCCAUUUCAUUAAAAAUACAAAUGAAGCAUUUAAAUAAUCAAAUUAAUAACAAACCAUUAAUACAAGUAAAUAUAAAAAAACCCAAUGAAUUAAUUAGGAAUAAAAAAAUAAAUAAGAAUAAAAAUGCCGCAUUGACCCAAGUAUAAGACAAGUAUUUAUUUAGUUUGUUGUAUACCUGCACAUAUAAACACCAAGAACAACAUUACGUUCUCUUCAAUUGUGUUCUAAAAUAUAUAUUUUCGGUGGGUCUUUCAAAAAGAGGGGUUGUCUUAUAUUCUGGCCAAGGAAAAGACAUAAUCAUAUCACUCUCAUGGUGGGUUUUUUGAAAAUUAAUGCACGCAUCUCUAUUUCAUGAAAUAUCAAGAUAUGAUUAAAAAUUAUUCGAUUCUGAAAAUAAUCCCAAAAGUAAAGUGAAGAAUAAAACUAACAUUUUGCAUUUUCAGCAGCUGAUUCUGUUCAAGAAAUGGGUUUUAUUAAUGGUUAUUUUGUAUUUAUCAGACAACAGCAAGCUGCGCUGAGAAUAAAUCGGCAUUCCAAGUAAUUCAUCAAUUUCAAACCAUCCACCAGCCUCUUCACGAUCACCUGAGUGAAUAGUUGAUCAUCAUGCCCAUCCCUAUUGACUUGUUGUGUUCCAGUGAACAUUGUGUCCUUGCUGUGAAGGUUUGCGGGCCAAUCAAGUGCGUUCCUGACUUUCAGAGUGUUUCCAUGGUGUACUGUAUCUGUCAGUUUAGAUGUCUGUAGUUUACACAUUUGGAGCGCCAAAACUCCUGUGGCUGUUGGAACAAAAAUCGCUACUGUUAAGCUAUAGAGUCCUGUCUGCUUUUGUACGGUGAAGCUAUCUGUCUCCAUUUAGUGUUUGAAGGAGCAUCACUUUGAAGAAUCAAAAGGCCAACGACAUAUCACAUAUCAGUGGUGUUAAUUACAAAAAAAAAAAGUGAAGUGUCUUAUGAACUGUCAAUGGUGGUGCAACAGGGGAUGUCCCUUUUCAUAAAAAAAAACAAAAAACAAACAUUAAAGGUUCCUAUGAAAUGAUUUUUUUAAGAAUGUAUUUGUAAUUUUAUUGUCGUCCUAUCUGCUGUUUAUGUGGAAAAUAAGCUGGGCUUACACGUGAAUGUGGGCUACUGUACUGUACCUGUGUAUUUUAUUAAAUUUGUAUACACUGUG
Entelurus aequoreus (snake pipefish) is the source of this 6258-nucleotide messenger RNA. Its product is annotated as protocadherin-17-like. The transcript has 4 exons. The record is from RefSeq and is a predicted model, not a curated record. Bases 960 to 4232 code for a protein of 1090 amino acids. Gene Ontology annotation, cellular component: plasma membrane. Gene Ontology annotation, molecular function: calcium ion binding. NCBI's taxonomy places the organism in Eukaryota, Metazoa, Chordata, Actinopteri, Syngnathiformes, Syngnathidae. Gene Ontology annotation, biological process: homophilic cell-cell adhesion.